Messenger RNA from Ictalurus furcatus (blue catfish), 2501 nucleotides. RefSeq names its product adhesion G protein-coupled receptor G3. Gene Ontology annotation, biological process: cell surface receptor signaling pathway; adenylate cyclase-activating G protein-coupled receptor signaling pathway. Bases 140 to 1921 code for a protein of 593 amino acids. The transcript has 11 exons. NCBI's taxonomy places the organism in Eukaryota, Metazoa, Chordata, Actinopteri, Siluriformes, Ictaluridae. Gene Ontology annotation, cellular component: membrane. The record is from RefSeq and is a predicted model, not a curated record. Gene Ontology annotation, molecular function: G protein-coupled receptor activity.
CGAGAGCUGCUGAUAUGAAACUCCUAUACUUUAUGCUUCUGUUGAUCUUUGGUGCCAUUUCUAGCGAUGACUACAAAACAUCAGGGAAAAAGGAGGGUACAAUUAUUUAAUUUUAUCAUAAAUAGACUUUAAUAAAGAUAUGGCAUUUCUUACAUCAAAUGCACAACUAAGACUUAACCUUUUCAUUAUCUUUUUCUGUAAUGGUGGUGUGAAAUGCAUACUGCACAAAACGAAAUUACAUUUUUUAUUUUUCCAUCCAUCCAUCCAUGCAUCUCAUCUAUGUUAUCCACUGGACUGUGGCUUAUUUCUUUAUUUCUUCUUAGUGAUGGCAGAGACAACUAAAAAAUCAGAGUGCAUCUUUCACAAGCUCAUGAUUUUGACUACAGAAACGGAUGUGGGGAAAAUUGUGUGUGAUUGCUCAAUAAUUAUGCUGAACAUCAACGAAAUCAAAUUUAAUUCAGCUAAAUUAAUCGGGCCAGAUAAAGUGAACAUCAAUGCGAACAUGAAAUUACAGUUUGACGGGCCAACCAUAACCUGUGAUCACGGGAACUUUCAUAUCACUGUAGUUAAGAUGGAUAUGAUGGACACCACGGAUCAGGGGCAUGUAAAGAUCUCUGCUCCAAAGGUGUCUGAUGAUGAUCCGCCCAUAGAUGUAUUCAUCCCUAGUGAACCAUUUCUGAAUGUCUCAAUGGAGCAGCGCAGAGUUGGUGUAGUGACAUAUCGAUCUGCCCAACAAUUUACAAACAACUCAAACACUGUGCUGAAGUCCAAAGUCAUUUGUGUUGAAACUCUUGGACUGGAGCUUAAAAACUUGUCCAAUCUACUUGUUAUCAAGUUUACAGUGAACAGUAGUGAAAUAAUACCCGGAACUCAUACCCUGUCAUGCCAGUUCUAUAAUAUAACAGAGCAAAAGUGGGAUGACAUGGGGUCUUUCACCAACCUGAGUAACUUUAACAGCAGCAACACUGUAACCUGUUCAUACAAUCAUAUGACCCCCUUCGCUGUACUUCUGGUUGACAUGAACGUUUUGCAAAUUGAUCGUGUGCAGUGGAAAAUCCUGUCCUAUGUUAGUUAUAUAGGUUGUAGUCUUUCGUUGUUUUUCUCAGCAGUCACCAUCCUCCUCUACAUUUGCACAAAGAGCUCAAACAAAGACAGUUCCAUGGGUAUCCAUGUGUCUUUGAGUGUAGCCCUUUUCCUCCUCAACGCCAGCUUCUUGUUCAUUGAAUGGGGAGCCACGUGGUCUCAAAAAAGUGCAUGUGUGUUAAUAGCUGUCAUAAUACAGUACAGCCUCCUGUCCUGUUUCUCUUGGAUGGCCAUUGAAGCCAUACACUUGUACUUUCUUCUAAUCAAAGUGUUCAACACCCACUUCAAGCACUACAUGGUCAAGCUGUCGCUGUUUGGAUGGGGCGUGCCCGUUGUCCUUGUUGGUGGAAGUCUGUGUGUGUAUGGUAGUAAACCUUUUUAUGGCACCACAGAAACAAAAUUAUCAGGCACAAAUGAAACAAUGCAAUUCUGCUGGAUUACUGAACCUCACUUUCUGUAUGGCAUGAACAUCACCUACUUCUGCCUAAUGUUCCUGUUCAACACAUCUAUUCUGCUGGCAGUGACGCACCAGAUCUUUAAGAUGCCUUGCUUGGACGUCCAAGAAAGUAAGCGUCCAUCUUAUAAGGACAUUUGCACUGUCCUGGGCCUGACUGUCCUGCUGGGAAUGACAUGGGGUUUGGCAUUCUUCACCGCAGGAUACACAAACUACCCCAUUUUAUACCUCUUCUGUAUCUGCAACACCCUGCAAGGGUUGUUUCUCUUCCUGUGGUUCUACGGUACAAUGAAGAAGAACAGGUGUCCGGUGGCACAAACCUCAACUCUGUCUGAACCCUGCGGUUCUACAAUGAAUACCUAUGAAAACAGGUUUACCCACUGAUCAGAUAUUACAUGUCAUUUAUUGUUGAUGUUGUUAUACAUCAUAUACUGAUAGAUAUAACGACAAGCACCGCAACAAGCUACACAAGUGAUCACAUGAUUUAAAACCUACUUCAUCACCUUACUCUGUAACCCAUCACGAGUUUCAUAACCAGUCACAGUUCACUUUUUUCCAUUGUGAGCCACAGAGUUCCUUAUUAUCGACAUAGCAAAAGUAAAUGAUGUCCAUUGUUUUAGAGAAAAUAUAGUGUGUGUGUGUGUGUGUGUGUAUAUGUAUAAUGGCCCAGUACAUUUUAAACUGAAUAAUUAUUAAAUCUCCAUCAGCUCUACUUUUUCUACACAGAUCUGAUCUUUUUGGUUUACAUACAUGUACGCUGAUCCUUAAACUAGCAGAAACAUCUGUUUGUAAACACGUUGUAUAUUAAUUAUUUUAUUUGUUGAUUAUACAGCGCUCUUAUACUUUAUUAAUCUGAUACUGUGUUUAAUUCAUAUUGUAAGGGUUUCUUUUGCCAUGUUGUUUCCUUUACUUCCUCCCAUGUUUCUGCCUUUUUGUGUUCCUCAAAAUAAAACCUGUUUUUUUA